GUACUACGUGUGCAGCCUUUUCUCCUGGGGUCUGCUCACGGAGCAGGCAGUCGCAGAGGCGGCGGACGUCCUGAAGGACUUGGAUGUUGUGGGUAUCAUCGACCCACUGGCUGGUAGUGGGUGGCAUGCACUUCUCUGGCGGGAGGUAGGGGGCCUCUCUGUCCUGGCCAUGGAUUCCUAUGCCGUUCGGCCGGCUUGGUUUUCCGUCGCUGUCGUCGAGGAUUCCAGGACGGCUAUGAGGCAUCUGCAGCCACCUGAAAUUUCGAGGUGGGCGCUCUUCUUGAGCUGGCCACCGCAUAGCCCGGACACCGUUGGUUCGGACCUGCUGGAGAAGUUUGAGGGCACCUACUUCCUCUACCUGGGCGAGCAGGCGGAUCCCCGUGCUGUCGACGCGGGCUUGACCGGAGGCCAUCAGCUUCUCUCUCGCAUCGCAGAGGCUUGCUGGGGAGGCUUCACCUAUGACGACUGCUGCGGCGAAAGGUUUGGACCAGCUGGCAAUCUCGAGUGCUGGAAUGCUACUUUCAUUCCGGAGAGAUGUUGUGUGAGGCAGCGAGUCGAACAAGUAAGAACGACUUGCCAAUGCUGCAACCUCAGCAAAACACGGCCAGUCCUCGGAUCCAUUAGCGAAGUGGUUGAGAAGCACGGCUACCCCGUGUUCUUCGAUGCUCUGACGACCAAGGCCGGUUGGUUUAGGUCCGGCUAUCGUGCCUGGGAGCCGCUUACUUUCCGGAUCUUUCAGCGUUUUGCGACGGGCCAAAUUGUUCUGGAUGUUGGUGCUUGGGUUGGUGCUACGGUGAUCUGGGAAGCCAACGUUGCCGAGCAUGUCUUCGCCAUAGAGCCCACACCUGUUUCAGGGUGUCAGUUGCUGGCCAACCUGAACGUCAAUCCCCCCCGCGUGUCGCGCCGAGUCACCCUCAUCCGGGGGGCACUGCACAACGAAACCGGAAGCGUUGUGAUCCUGAAUCGCAGGGAGGACUCCAACAAUCGGAUAUACGCAGGUCCAGCACGCCCGCUUAUGACAAGCGUUCCGUCAUUCACCAUUGAGGCCUUGCUUUUGAAAUACCCACGACUUCGGCGAGUUUCUUUCAUCAAAAUUGAUACUGAAGGACACGAGCGCGUGCUUGUACCUGCUAUGCGCUCCUUUCUCAAGAAGCAAAAGCCAGUCGUGUUAGUGUCCUUGCACCCUAUUUACAUCGGCGACCGCUUAGUUCGCAGGGUGGUCAAUGCUCUGAACGAGAUCUUUCCAUACAUUUACGACUCAGACAUGAAGACACCAUUCAACAUCCGGCGUUUCACUUUCUUCGGCAGUCCCGAAGACCAUUAUGGCACGGAGUUGCUGGGUACCUGGCACCCUCUAUGA
Molecule: messenger RNA, 1360 nt
Organism: Symbiodinium necroappetens
Lineage: Eukaryota; Dinophyceae; Suessiales; Symbiodiniaceae
Source: the annotation of a GenBank genome assembly